GGGAAGAUAAACACAGCGCACAUUCCUGAAUCCUUCAUUAGUGUGUCUCCAUCCUGAGUCUCUCCGAGUCUGCUGACAUGCGAAACUGCGCAGCACGCCGCGUUUGUGAACAGUCCCUCGCUAAGAGAGAAACCACGAACAGGAGGGAUAGAGGGAGGGAGAGACAGAGGGAUAGAGGGAGAGACAGAGGGAGCGACAGAGGGAGCGACAGAGGGAGAGAGCGGAGCUGUGUGGGGAAGAAGGAGAGAGACUCACAGUAACAGAGACGUACACAGACUUCAGUCCACCCGCUGAAGCUCCAGCAGAAGGUGGAAAGCGGCGAGUAGAGAAGGUUCUAGAUCAGCGCGUGGACUGUGAAUCGCUGAGAGGCGCUGGUGAAAAGCGGUAGAGGAACUCAGGAAUACUCCCCCCCCCCCCCCGCUCGGUGUGUUUCCAGUAAAAACGCAGAGGCUCAUCUACUCUGGAUUUUACGGGAUGUAAGAUGGAGAACAUUAAAUUCUGGUUACUGGACAUUCUAGAAGAGCUGCUGUCAGACGAUCUGAAGAAAUACCAGUGGUAUCUGACCAACGGCGUGGAAGGUUUCAGACACAUUCCGAAGAGUCUGAUGGAGAAUGCUAACAGAUCCGACACUGUGGACACAAUGGUGGACAGAUACAGCCCAGAUGGAGCUGUAGAGAUCACCCUUAAAAUCCUGAACAGGAUGAACCAGAACGAGCUGGCUGAGAAACUAAGGAGCAACCUCAGAGAAAGUAAUGCAUAUGCACAGAGACAAGCAGAAAAUCAGAACCUCAAAUCAAAAAUCAAAGAGAAAUACGCAACGUUAUAUGAGGGAACCGCAGCAAAAGGGAAGCACAAUCUUCUGAAUGACAUCUACACUGAGCUGUAUAUCGUGGAGGACUGGACAGGAGGAGUGAACACGGAUCAUGAGGUGAUUCAAAUUGAAGCCAGACCAGCGAGACAUGCUGCCACAGAUGCUGCAAUCAAGUUCAGUGAUGUUUUCAGUGGAAGCCAACAUGUUAAAAAAGUGCUGACACUGGGAAUAGCUGGAAUUGGGAAAACAGUCUCUGUUCAGAAGUUUGCUGUAGACUGGGCUGAAGGAAAAUCCAAUGCAGAUAUCGAUUUUGUCUUUAUUAUUCCUUUCCGAGAGCUGAAUCUUCUGAAAGAUAAAGAAUACAGCCUUCCUGAACUACUUCAUCACGUCUACCCAGAGCAGCAACCCUUAAACGAAACUGGGCUUUUUGAUGGUGAAUGUAAGUGUGUUUUCAUCUUUGAUGGACUGGAUGAAUUCAGAAGUCCACUGAGUUUUGACGAGAAGAAAAUAUCAGCAGUAACAGAGAAGGCAAGUGUUAAUGUGCUGGUAACAAGCCUCAUCUCAGGAACCCUGUUUCCAUCUGCUCGUGUCUGGAUCACCUCCAGGCCUGCAGGUGCAGAUCAGAUCCCCUCAAAGCACAUCCACCUGGUGACGGAAAUACAAGGAUUUGUCACUGACCAGCAGAAGGAGGAAUACUUCAGGAAGAGAAUCGGUGACCAGGAUGAAGCCGAUGAAAUGAUCUUGCUCAUUAAAAAGUCAAAGACUCUCUACAUCAUGUGCUACAUACCGGUCUUCUGUUGGAUCACAUACACAGUUCUUCAGCACAUCAUGAAAAAUCGCAAUACAGAAGAACUUAAAUCAUUAACACAAAUGUACACACACUUUCUGACCAUUCAGAUGGAAACAAAGAGGGAAAAGGAUAAUAAAACUCCUCAGAAAGAUACAAAGAACCUGCUGCAGUCCAACAAAACCAUUCUUCUGAAACUGGCUGAACUGGCGUUCAAACAGCUGAUGAAGGGCAAUGUGAUGUUCUAUGAAGAGGACCUGAGAGAGAGCAGCAUUGAUGUCACUGAGGCCUCAGUGUACUCUGGGAUUUUCACUGGGUUCUUUAAAGAGGAAAGUGAGUUUCAGCAGAGGAAGGUCUACAGCUUUGUUCAUCUGAGCUUUCAGGAGUUCCUGGCUGCUGUUUAUGUAUUUCACUGCUAUGAGAACAAGAAGAUGAAGGAACUGAAGAUAUUAAACCCUUGGUACAGCAUCAUGUCUGAGGAUGUUCCACAGGUGUAUACUUAUGAUCUGAGCAGCGAAGGGUCUGACAAUGUGUUUGUUCGCAUAAACAGAAAGUGGUCUAAGAAUGUCCCACUGUAUGAGGUGCUGAUGGGAGCCGUGGAUAAAGCUGUAGAGAGUCAGAAUGGACACCUGGAUCUUUUCCUCCGUUUCCUGCUGGGCAUCUCACUUGAGUCCAAUCAGAGAUGCCUACAGGGUCUACUGACCCCCAAACAGAGUAACACAGAGGAAACCAGAGAGCACAUCAAGAGUUUAAUCAGAAGACAUAAUUGUUACUUGAUCUCCACUGAGAGAUCCAUCAAUCUGUUCCUCUGUCUGUCUGAGAUGAAUGACCAGUCUGUAUCCAGAGAGCUUCAGGAGUAUCUAACCUCAGAGAGACACUCAGAGAAGAAACUCUCUCCUGGACAGUGUUCAGCACUAGCCUAUAUGCUCCUGAGCUCAGGGGAGGUGCUGGAUGAGCUGGACCUGAAGAAGUACAGCACAUCAGAAGAGGGUUAUAGGAGACUGAUCCCAGCUCUGACUGUCUGCAGGAAAGCUCGACUAGCUGGCUGUUAUCUCACCAGUGACUCCUGUAAAACUCUUUGCUCUGCUCUACAAUCAGCAAACACCCCCCUGAAAGAACUAGACCUCAGUUACAAUAAUCUACAAGAUUCAGGAGUGGAGUUCCUCUCUGCUGGACUGAAGAGCUCAGAUUGUGAACUGGAAACACUCAGACUAGUUUCUUGUAAUAUUGGACAAAAGGUUUGUGAAAAUCUAGGAUCAGCUCUACAAUCAGCAAACUCCUCACUGAAAGAACUAGACCUCAGUAACAAUGACCUGCAAGAUUCAGGAGUGGAGCUGCUCUCUGCUGGACUGAAGAGCUCACACUGUAAACUGGAGAAACUGAGGCUAGUUACCUGUAAUAUUGGACAAAAAGUUUGUGAAAAUCUAGGAUCAGCUCUACAAUCAGCAAACUCCUCACUGAAAGAAAUAAACCUCAGUAACAAUGACCUGCAAGAUUCAGGAGUGGAGCUCCUCUCUGCUGGACUGAAGAGCUCACACUGUAAACUGGAGAAACUCAGACUAGUUACCUGUAAUAUUGGACAAAAGGUUUGUGAAAAUCUAGGAUCAGCUCUACAAUCAGCAAACUCCUCACUGAAAGAACUAGACCUCAGUAACAAUGACCUACAAGAUUCAGGAGUGGAGCUGCUCUCUGCUGGACUGAAGAGCUCACACUGUAAACUGGAGAAACUCGGAUUGUCUGGUUGUAUGAUUACAGUUAAAGGCUGUUCUCAUCUGGCUUCAGCUCUGAAAUCAAAUCCCUCCCACCUGAAAGAACUGGAUCUGCGCUAUAAUCACCCAGGAGAGUCUGGAGUGAAGAUGCUGUCUGAGCUAAAGGAGGAUCCACACUGUGCCCUGGAGAUACUCAGGGUGGAGUAUGGAGGGGAGAUCUGGAUGAAACCAGGAAUCAAGAAAUAUGCUGUUGUUCUCACUCUGGAUCCAAACACAGCACAGAGGCUUCUCUCUCUGUCUGAGGGGAACAGGAAAGUGGAGUGGAUGGAAGAAGAGCUGCCGUAUCCAGAUCAUCCAGACAGAUUUGAUAGCUGGCCUCAGGUUCUGAGUGUGGAGAGUCUGACUGGACGCUGUUACUGGGAGGUUCAGUGUAGCGGCCACUAUGUUGAUAUAGCAGUGUCGUACAGAGGAAUCAAGAGGACAGGAGGCAGUGAGUGUGAUUGUCGUUACACCGACAGAAGAAUACGCAGUGAUGAUUGUACGUUUGGAUACAACAAUCAGUCCUGGAGUCUCACCUGCUCUAAUGAUGCAUACGCUAGUUUCUCUUUCCAUCACAAUAAACAGGGAAUAGAUAUACAUCACCCACGUCAACCCUCUCCCAGAGUGGGAGUGUAUCUGGACUGGGAGUCCGGCACUCUGUCCUUCUACAGGAUCUCCCCUGACACACACACACUGACCCACCUCCACACACUCACCACCACAUUCACUGAGCCGCUCUACGCUGGAUUUCUACUUAUUAAUCACUCCUCAGCGCGGCUGUGUGGGACCGAAUAACCUCCUGAUUCCUGGAGAAAAACUAAAACACCACAAACACACUGCCGUGUUUGUCGUAGCAGAUCAUUCUACCAGUAAUAUGAUUACAUUCCAGCUCCAUCUGCAGUACUAAUAAUUUAAUAAAUAGAUAAUAUCCUGUCACUGUUACACUGAUGAAUGAAAACUCUGGGCUCUACUGACAGCUGGUCCCCACAGCCUCCAGAGGACUGACUUUCUGAAUUAAAGCAGUUCAUUAGAUUAUAGUUAUAGAGACUAGAUCAUGUAUCAUAGACUAAAGUAAAACAGUAUAUUUCUAACUUUAUACUAAACUUUUAUUGCUUAUUCUGUUUUACUGUAUACAUUAAAAACUAUGCAUGAGGAUGAUAUUGUUCAUAGAAAUAUAGAUUUAGUAAAUGUGCUUUGUUAUGAUUAAACUGUAUUUCAGCAAUAAUGCUACGUCAUGCCUUCAGACCAAAUUAAUUUAGUCUGGCUUUUACCAGUUUACCUCUGGGUCAUGUCCAGUUCACCCAGUAGCCAGACCCCCUCAGUCGUGAGAUAACACCAGUACUAGGAGGGUGAAGGCUAAGUGCCUCUGGGUCAUGUCCAGUUCACCCAGUAGCCAGACCCCCUCAGUCGUGAGAUAUCACCAGUACAUGGAGGGUGAAGGCUAAGUGCCUCUGGGUCAUGUCCAGUUCACCCAGUAGCCAGACCCCCUCAGUCGUGAGAUAUCACCAGUACAUGGAGGGUGAAGGCUAAGUGCCUCUGGGUCAUGUCCAGGUCACCCACUAGCCAGACCCCCUCAGUCAUGCAAUAUCACCAGUACUAGGAGGGUGAAGGCUUAGUGCCUCUGGGUCAUGUCCAGUUCACGCAGUAGCCAGACCCCCUCAGUCGUGCAAUAUCACCAGUACUAGGAGGGUGAAGGCUAAGUGCCUCUGGGUCAUGUCCAGGUCACCCAGUAGCCAGACCCCCUCAGUCGUGCAAUAUCACCAGUACUAGGAGGGUGAAGGCUUAGUGCCUCUGGGUCAUGUCCAGUUCACCCAGUAGCCAGGCUCCCUCAGUCGUGCGACAUCACCAGGGUGAAGACUCGGUGCUCCAAAGUGUCUAUUUCUAUCAGGGUUUUGUUUGUUUUCUAUCAGGUUUUUGUUCGUUUUCUAUCAGGGUUUCGUUUGUUUUCUAUCAGGGUUUCAUUUGUUUUCUAUCAGGGUUUCGUUUG
Pygocentrus nattereri (red-bellied piranha) is the source of this 5333-nucleotide messenger RNA. RefSeq names its product NACHT, LRR and PYD domains-containing protein 3-like. Lineage: Eukaryota; Metazoa; Chordata; Actinopteri; Characiformes; Serrasalmidae. Gene Ontology annotation, molecular function: protein binding. The transcript has 11 exons. The record is from RefSeq and is a predicted model, not a curated record. Bases 482 to 4141 code for a protein of 1219 amino acids.